AUGCUAUCUUAUUCAAUGAGUAUACAGUUUAUUAUUUUUAUGUAUUUUUCUGUAUGAUAUCACAAAAAAAAUUUCCCAGGUAUGUCCGCCAGUACUACUCAUCUGACCAGUACCAGUCAGCCCACCAACACCACUAUGUCUGUCACCUUGACAACUCAGCCCACCAAAACCAGCCAGACAAUGAGAUCCACCACAGCUUCAUCAGUCACAUCAUCACAACUCAAUAUUACAGUGGUGACCACUUCCAAGUUUUCUUUCACUUCUGUAACAGCCACAUCAAAAUCUGAGGCUGUCGUAGCCAAAACCUCCAGAUUUGAUGUGGGCAGUUUCAUAGGUGGCAUCGUGCUGACACUUGGAGUCCUAGUUAUUCUCUACAUCGGAUGCAAAACCUAUCACUCUAAAAGAGGCAUUCAGUACAGAACCAUUGAUGAACAUGAUGCCAUCAUUUAA
Molecule: messenger RNA, 450 nt
Organism: Fulmarus glacialis (Northern fulmar)
Lineage: Eukaryota; Metazoa; Chordata; Aves; Procellariiformes; Procellariidae
Gene: TMEM123
Product: transmembrane protein 123
Cellular component (GO): cytoplasmic vesicle
Source: RefSeq, a predicted model, not a curated record